GCCGGGGCUUACGGUGGCGGGAGUUGGAGGCAAUAACUAGUUGUGUUCUAAGGGACGCCACAUAAGAUUUCUGCUGAAUCUGGGGGCAUUUCCACGGCUUCUCCCUCAGUUGAAAGUUUUCCUCCGGCCCAGAUGCUCUUCAAUUCGGUACUCCGCCAGCCCCAGUUUGGCGUCCCGAGAAAUGGAUGGUCUUCACAAUACCCUCUACAGUCCCUUCUUACUGGUUAUCAGUGCAACUAUAAUGAUGAGCACACUUCUUAUGGAGAAACAGGAGCUCCAGUUCCUCCUUUUGGAUGCACAUUCUCUUCCGCUCCCAAUAUGGAGCAUAUACUAGCAGUUGCCAAUGAAGAAGGCUUCGUUAGGUUAUAUAACACAGAAUCACAAACCAGUAGAAAGAAGUGCAUCAAAGAAUGGAUGGCUCACUGGAAUGCUGUCUUUGACCUGGCCUGGGUCCCUGGUGAACUUAAGCUUGUUACAGCAGCAGGUGAUCAAACAGCCAAAUUUUGGGAUGUAAAAGCUGGUGAGCUGAUUGGAACAUGCAAAGGUCAUCAGUGCAGCCUCAAGUCAGUUGCCUUUUCUAAGUUUGAGAAAGCUGUCUUCUGUACAGGUGGAAGAGAUGGCAACAUUAUGGUCUGGGACACCAGGUGCAACAAAAAAGAUGGAUUUUAUAGGCAAGUGAAUCAAAUCAGUGGAGCUCACAAUACCUUAGACAAGCAAACCCCUUCAAAACCUAAGAAGAAACAGAAUUCAAAAGGGCUUGCUCCUUCUGUGGAUUUCCAGCAGAGUGUUACUGUGGUCCUCUUUCAAGAUGAGAAUACAUUAGUCUCAGCAGGAGCCGUGGAUGGGGUAAUCAAAAUAUGGGAUUUACGUAAGAAUUAUACUGCUUAUCGGCAAGAACCCAUAGCAUCCAAGUCUUUCCUGUACCCAGGUAGCAGCACUCGAAAACUAGGAUACUCAAGUCUGAUUUUGGAUUCUACUGGCUCUACUUUAUUUGCUAACUGCACAGAUGACAACAUCUACAUGUUCAAUAUGACUGGAUUAAAGACUUCUCCAGUGGCUAUCUUCAAUGGACAUCAGAACUCUACCUUUUAUGUUAAGUCCAGUAUUAGUCCAGAUGACCAGUUUUUAGUCAGUGGCUCAAGUGAUGAAGCUGCCUACAUCUGGAAGGUCUCCAUACCCUGGCAUCCUCCUACUGUGCUCCUGGGUCAUUCUCAAGAGGUCACAUCUGUGUGCUGGUGUCCAUCAGACUUCACAAAGAUUGCUACCUGCUCUGAUGACAAUACACUGAAAGUCUGGCGCUUGAAUAGAGACUUAGAAGAAAAAUCAGGAGGAGAUAAACUCUCCAUAGUGGGCUGGGCCUCUCAGAAGAAGAGAGAGGUGAGAGCUGACCUAGUAACAGUGACAAGUAGCCAGAGUACUCCUGCCAAAGCCCCCAGAGUAAAGAGCAGUCCAUGCAUUUCCUCCCCAUCAUCAGCAGCUUGUGCUCCAAGCUGUGCUGGAGACCUCCCUCUUCCUUCAAAUACUGCCACAUUCUCUCUUAAAACCCCUCCUGCCAAGACCCGAUCUCCCAUCAGCAGAAGAGGCUCCAUGUCCUCUGUCUCUCCCAAGCCACCCUCAUCUUUCAAGAUGUCCAUUAGAAACUGGAUGACCCGAACACCUUCCUUAUCACCACCCAUGACUCCACCUGCUUCUGAGACCAAGAUCAUGUCUCCAAGAAAAGCCCUUAUACCUGUGAGCCUGAAAUCAUCCCAAGCAGUGGCUUGCUCUGAGUCUAGAAAUAGAGUAAAGAGGAGGCUAGACUCAAGUUGUCUGGAGAAUGUGAAACAAAAGUGUGUAAAGAGUUGCAACUGUGUGACUGAGCUUGAUGACCCAGUUGAAAAGCUUCAUUUGGAUCUGUGCUGCCUUGCUGGUAACCAGGAAGACCUUGGUAAGGACUCUCUAGGUCCUACCAAACCAAGCAAGAUUGAAGGGACUAGUAUGAGUGUCACAGAGCCUCCUUCUCCUGCCAGUCCUUAUGCUUCAGAAGGCUGUGGAACGCUACCUCUUCCUUUGGGAUCUUGUGGAGAAGGCUCUGAAGUGGUAGGCAAAGAGAAUAGCUCCCCAGAGAAUAAAAACUGGUUAUUGGCCAUGGCAGCCAAACGGAAGGCUGAGAAUUCGUCUCCACGAAGUCCAUCAUCCCAGACCCCCAACCCUAGGAGACAGAGUGGAAAGACUUCUCCAGGACCGAGAAAAUCCUUUCAACUGGUUCUACUGCCAUGGUGUACGUGCAGCUUCCUCGGAAUGAAUGCUGUGUUUAAAUUUCAUAAAGUAAGUUUGUCACUGUGUAACAUUUUGAAUGAGUAGUCUUUACUUUUUAAAUUAUGCAUCUUCUGUACAAUAAUGACAUCCCAUGUCACAGAGGCAAAAAAACAAGUGUUGUCUCUUGUUACUCUGAAACUUUCUGGGCACAGUGGAAAGUAUCUGCGGGCCAUAGCAGGAGGCCUGUCUGUGAAGGUCAGCUGCUGAAGAGGACCCUGGGUCUCUGCUGCUUCCAACAAAUACAGUUUCAUAUAAAAUAUAUAUAAUCUUUUCACUACAUUUUUGUGGGUUUUUUUAAGUAUGUGGUAAAAUGUGAUGUUUAGAUAAGCAAAUUUAUAUUGAUUCAGUGUUAAAAUACAAUAUCAAGUUAAAAUCAUCUUUAUUUUAAAAGCAGUGAUAAAUAUCAGCUCGUUGGAGAAACUUGGAGAACACUAGAAAUGUUUGUCUUUUUUCCCCCAUAUAUAUCUCCCAUAUGAGAUCUAAGGUUCUCAUAUUUUUACCAAGCAAUCUACUAUGUUUCCAACCCAACAUCACGUUCUAGAAGAGGUUAUAGUUUUUGCCAUUUACUGGAGGAAGAUGUUUAUAGAAUCAGUAGUCACUGAAGCUGGAGUUUGAAUUCAGUCUUCAGUUCUCUAGGGGCUGCUACUUUUUUUAAAAAGAAGUCAUCAGAUUUUAAGAAAAAGUAAUGAUUUUUUAUUGAUAUUUUUAUAAAAGUAGGUAGUUCUUAACUGAAAAUCCAGAACCUAAAGAGUAAAUCUUGACUUUAACCUGAUUUUUUGGAUUCUCUUUAUAUACGAAAAAGCAGUGAUCUUCUAGUAGAGCCCUGAGCCAAACAUCAUGGAAUUUUCUCUAGGUAUUUAAUAUAGAGUGUACAGACUGACUCUCAGUUAAUAAUGUGCAAAAUAUCUUGCGUAUCCCUUACCUUAACAGUUACGAUCAAUCAGCUUGAAAUGAACCAUUGUUUUAUAUUUUAGCCCUUUGUAAACUCAUAGUAACAAGCUCCGUGUACUUUCUAUGUACUAUGUCCUUGGAAGGGAGUCCCCUUCCAAUCAUGAAACUUGAUUCAUUAUAUCCACAUCCCUGAGGACUGUGUAGACUUUAUUCAUACUUUUGUCAUCAUUUUAAAAUCUGUUCUUAAUGAUAACUCUUUAAUUCCUUUGAUUCUUAUAAAUGAAGGUGUAACAACAAGAACUGCAUGGGUCAGUUAAGCAUGGGUUCUCCUGGUUUUAUCCAAGGAGAAAGGUAAAUAUAGGAAAGCCACAGAAAUGCUAUUUUCGAAACAAAGUAUGCCAUAGCAUUAACUGAAUAUUUAAGAACUACUUAUAUUUGAUGUUUGAUUUUUGUGUGUUUGUGGGAAGGUGUUAUUUAUGACCAAUACCUGCCAAUAAUGCAAUCUGUCUUUCUUGAUUUGAAAGCCAGUGAGGAAAAGGAUCCAUGAAAAAGAGAACUAAAGUAGGUGGUUUUCUUCUUUGUGUCCCUGCUCAUCUGACAGUUUCUGCUGAGUAAAAUUGGGGAUAAAUGUGGCUUUCAGAAACUGUGCUGAGAGUCUACUGAGUGUAACAUUCCCACUUGGAAAACUAGUACUUCAAAUGGGUGCCAAAGGUCAAAUGUAAUGAGAUAAUAAUUAUCCCUACUUGUGUCAGUGUCAGACUUUGAGCUGCUCCUGAAUAAUAAAGCCUUUU
This is a messenger RNA of Physeter macrocephalus (sperm whale), 3980 nucleotides long. It is a transcript of the gene DTL, whose product is annotated as denticleless E3 ubiquitin protein ligase homolog. The record is from RefSeq and is a predicted model, not a curated record. Gene Ontology annotation, molecular function: protein binding; protein-macromolecule adaptor activity. Gene Ontology annotation, cellular component: nucleus. The transcript has 15 exons. Lineage: Eukaryota; Metazoa; Chordata; Mammalia; Artiodactyla; Physeteridae. Bases 133 to 2343 code for a protein of 736 amino acids. Gene Ontology annotation, biological process: mitotic G2 DNA damage checkpoint signaling; proteasome-mediated ubiquitin-dependent protein catabolic process.